CUUCUGCCUGAAGGGCGAGGUGAUGGACGGCAAAACGCCCGUGGUCAUCGACUACACGCCCUACCUGAAGUUCACGCAGAGCUACGACUAUCUGAGCGAGGAAGAGGAGCGGGGCAGCAUGGAGAGCAGCACGAGCGAGGACAGCUCCCCCGAACACCCCUACCUGCCCCUGGUCACCGACGAGGACAGUUGGUACAACAAAUGGCGCAAGAUGGAGCAGAAAUUUCGCAUCGUUUAUGCCCAAAAGGGGUACCUGGAGGAGCUGGUGCGGCUGCGGGAGUCGCAGCUGAAGGACCUGGAGGCGGAGAACAAGCGGCUGAAGCUGCGUCUGGAGGAGGUGAUGGUGCAGAACCAGCUGGAGAAGAGGGAGCUGGAGGGCGUCAUCCUGGAGCUGCAGGAGCAGCUGACAGGGCUGAUCCCCUGCGAGAACCCGCAGCUGGCACAGCUCUCCAAGGAGAUGGUGACGCCUCUGGUGAACCAGUGGCCCUCGCUGGGUACCCUCAACGGCAACGAGAGCGGCUCGGACAGCAAGCUCUACAGGAGGUAA
Tauraco erythrolophus (red-crested turaco) is the source of this 547-nucleotide messenger RNA. Lineage: Eukaryota; Metazoa; Chordata; Aves; Musophagiformes; Musophagidae. The record is from RefSeq and is a predicted model, not a curated record.